Messenger RNA from Megalops cyprinoides (Indo-Pacific tarpon), 5434 nucleotides. It is a transcript of the gene gpam, whose product is annotated as glycerol-3-phosphate acyltransferase, mitochondrial. The transcript is spliced from 21 exons. The coding region runs from base 163 to 2643 and encodes 826 amino acids. Lineage: Eukaryota; Metazoa; Chordata; Actinopteri; Elopiformes; Megalopidae. Gene Ontology annotation, molecular function: glycerol-3-phosphate O-acyltransferase activity. Gene Ontology annotation, cellular component: plasma membrane; mitochondrial membrane. The record is from RefSeq and is a predicted model, not a curated record. Gene Ontology annotation, biological process: phospholipid biosynthetic process.
CCUGCUGCAGUGAUAUUGUUGGAAUUGCUGCUAGCACACGGGCUGCCUUGCUGUGUCUUUCAAGGGCGAAAACCGGUGUCAUCCUCUGGAAAUUAAUCAGAGAUGGUGCAACGGGAGGUUGUAUCUAAGGUCCAUUGCUGGUGUGUGAUAUAAACGGAGCCGAUGGAGGUCGUGGUCUCUUUCGGGGCGCAGGACAACGUGCUGCUGGCCAACAGUGCCGAGCAGAGUGGCAACCGCUGGAAAACACCCACCGACGAUCCUGACCGCAGCUCCAGCCCCUGUGUCCUGCGCUCGGUCGCUACCUCCUGGAAGGAGGGGCUCCUGAACAGGAAGAGGCCAUUCGUGGGAAGGUGCUGUCACUCAUGCACCCCUCAGAGUCAGGAGAGGCUGUUCAAUUCCAGCAUCCCCUCCCUCGGUCUGCGCAAUGUGAUUUACAUCAAUGAGACCCACACCAGACACCGCGGCUGGCUGGCCAGGAGGCUCAGCUAUGUGCUGUUUGUCCUGGAGCGUGAUGUGCAAAAGGACAUGUUUGCCCGCAACAUGGUGGAGAAUGUGCUCAAUGACGGCAGGGUGGAAAGUUCCAUUGUAGAGGUGGCCAGAGAGGCCAGCCCUGCUGCCAUGGAACCGGGCGUGGAGCAGAAAGCAGUCAGCAAAGUAAGGCGAAAAGCUCGGGGAAUCCUGCAGGAAAUGGUGGCCAACAUAUCACCAGCAUUCAUAAGGCUGACUGGCUGGGUGCUGCUGAAGCUCUUCAAUGGGUUCUUCUGGAGCAUCCAGAUCCACAAGGGCCAGCUGGAGAUGGUGAAGAAGGCAGCCACAGAGCACAACGCCCCCCUGGUCUUUCUGCCUGUGCACAAGUCCCACAUAGACUACCUACUCAUCACCUUCAUCCUCUUCUGUCACAACAUCAAAGCACCGCACAUUGCUGCCGGCAACAACCUCAGCAUCCCCAUCUUCAGCACUCUCAUCCGCAAGCUGGGCGGCUUUUUCAUCCGGAGGAAGAUGGACGACUCCGCCAAUGGGAAGAAGGACAUCCUGUACAGGGCUCUGCUGCACUCGUACACUGAGGAGCUGCUUCGUCAGCAGCAGUUCCUGGAAAUCUACCUGGAGGGCACUCGGUCCCGCAGUGGGAAGCCGUCCCCGGCGCGGGCGGGCAUGCUGUCUAUUGUGGUCGACUCUCUGUGUGCCAGCACCAUCCCCGACGUCCUCAUCGUCCCUGUGGGCAUCUCCUACGACCGCAUCAUCGAGGGCAAUUACAACAGCGAGCAGCUGGGCAAGCCCAAAAAGAAUGAGAGCCUGUGGGGCGUGGCCUGUGGAGUGUUCCGGAUGCUGCGCAAGAACUACGGCUGUGUCCGGGUCGAUUUCACACAGCCUUUCUCCCUCAAGGAGUACCUGGACACCCAGCGAUCAAGGCAGCUUCCUGCUCCCCUUUCUCUGGAGCAGAUCCUGGUCCCUACCAUUAUAUCAGCGCAGCCCGACCAGCCCCUCGUCAAUGGAGUGGAAGAGGAAGCGGGCUCCAGAGAGCUGUCCGAUGAGCCCUGGAGAAGGCAGGUCAUCGCCAACCUGGCCAAGCACGUACUCUUCACCGCCAACAAGUCCUCCGCCGUCAUGUCCACCCACAUCGUGGCCUGCCUGCUGCUGUACCGGCACAGAGAGGGCGUGGUCCUGUCCAAGCUGGUGGAGGACUUCUUCAACAUGAAGGAGGAGAUCCUUUCACGGGACUUUGACCUGGGCUUCUCCGGCAACUCGGAGGACGUGGUCAUGCACGCAUUGCACUUGCUGGGCAACUGCGUAACCGUGACGAGCGCCAACCGCAACACGGAGUUCAUCAUCGCCCCCAACAGCACCGUCAACGCCCUGUUCGAGCUCAACUUCUACAGCAACGGCCUGUUCCACGUCUUCAUCACCGAUGCCAUCAUAGCAUGCAGUGUGUUGGCGGUUCUGAGAGAGCAGGUGGCAGAGGCAGAGCAGGGGUCCUCAAAAACACUGCUCAGCCAAGAGCGUCUCAUCAGGAAGGCCGCUGGACUCUCCCACUUCCUGUCCAACGAGGUGGCCGUGGCGCUGCCCUGUCAGAUGAUCUAUCAGGUGUUCCAUGAUGCUGUGAGCCGGUUAAUCCAGUACGGCGUUCUCUAUGUGGCAGAGGAGGACCAGGAAGAGCUCAGUCCCAGCCCCACCGAUGAACCCUGGCCCAAGAAGUUCCCCGAGCCCCUCUCCUGGCGCAGCGAUGAGGAGGACGAGGACAGCGACUUCGGCGAAGAGCAGAGAGACCGCUACCUGAAGGUCAGCAUGUCCCCGGAGCACCAGGAGUUUUUCACGUUCCUGCAGCGGUUGCUGGGCCCGGUCCUGGAGGCGUACAGCGGCGCAGCGAUCUUCGUGCACGGCCUGCACCGGCCCGUCGCCGAGAGCGAGUACACGCAGCAGCUCUUCCGAUACCUGCUCACCCGCACCGAGAAGAAGGUGGCUGCCUUCGGGGAAAGUGCGACACACUACCUCGUGAAGAACACAGUAAGAACAUUCAAGGAGCUGGGGGUCCUGAAAGAGAGACGUGAGAACAAAGUCCAGGUCCUGGAACUCAGCAGCACCUUCCUACCUCAAGCAAACCGAACCAAGCUCCUGCAGUACAUCCUGGACUUCACUCUCCUGUAACGCGCAACUUAAUCCUCACUACGCCAUGAGAACGCGCACACACACACACACACACACGCACACACACACGCACACACACUCUGCAAAAAGGGCUUUUGCUGGCUAGUUUAAAAAGGGUGCUAUUCUAUGGCAAAGCUUUACCUAGAAGUGCCUUCAUAAAAUUAAUACGUUGGAAAAAAAAAGAGGCUUUUAUUCAGUCUUCCUCCUGAUGAGAUGUUCAAAAUGUGACGUGCAGCUAAUCACUCAGAGCAGUGUGGUGCACCUGCUGCAGCCUGUGAUUGUGCUUUUGAGUGUUUUGCCAGUGAAAGCCCUGACUUUUAAUUUGCUCUGUCUUUUAACUGCUAGAAUGACUUUUUAUUACUCUAUGGUGUUUAGUCGCUCUCUAGGACAUGAAUGUCAUGCUUUGCACAGAACUGGUUGCCUUCAGUGUAAAAAUGCUGAAUGUACAUUACCGUCAUAAAAGACGAAGAUUAUGACAAUAAAUUACAAUAAUGAUAAAACUAUGAUAAAUGACGAUAAUCAAGGGCAUUUUAUUCUGUACGCUUGUGACGCAUGUCUCUAGAAGAUUUUAAAAACAAUGAAAUCUCAAGGCUCCUCCCCAUCACCACGGAAAUGUUAUUAUUUAAAAAAAAAAAAAAAAAAAGAUGCGUGUAGGUUUGGGUUUCGAGCGUAAGGGCGAUGCGGGCCUCGGAGGGUGUGAGCUCUCAGGUGCAGGGGUGUGUCCUGCAGAAGACUAGCGGUGUUUACUGUGAGCAGCAGAGAGAGCAGGGUUUGGGAGGGCUGGGUGUGUCCUCUUGGCCCCAGCUUGGGAUGUGGAUGGCAGAGCAGUCAGUAUGGGGCAUUGUCAGUGGUGGUAGGCUACUCUCUAAGAUUUGGCAGGUUCUCGAUUUUAUGAGCGCUGCUUCCUGUCCGCUGGCGUUGAGAUCAUGGCCAGCGUUGUGCGUUAGGUUCUGUCAGCGUUGCUGCGACAUUGUGGUGAUGCUUCUGCAAUGUUGCAGAGGGCUGCAGUUGGAUGUGAGCUUCAAGUGUUGCUACACAGAGCAGUCCAAUGAGCAAGAAAUGUGUCAGUGUUAGUCAUUGUACAACAGAGCAGAGCUUGUUUGUGGUUUUGUGUGUGUUACAUUUCGCUUGUGUGUCAUAGUAAGCACUCUUUCUUCACGAAGAUGGUGGAGGGCAGGAUUCUCUUUUUUUUGUCUACUUCCUGUGUUGUUCAUUCGUGUCUUUUUCAGUUCUUUUGUCUUAGCGUAUUCCUCUUGACUAGGUUUUGCAGUAGAGCGUAGCCAUAGAGCAGCGAACGGAAGCAUGUGGUUUAGUAAGAAUAGUAAGCAUGUGAAAUGCGAAAUCUCCCAUGAAUGUGAAGACUGGCAGUUGUCUGUGAUAUCAACAUCAAGGUGUCCAAUCAGAGAUUCAGUCCUCAGAGUGUGAGAAGGUUGGUUUAAAAUGGGGACUGCCAGGCAGUCAUCUGUUACAGAAGCCAUGACUGCAGCUUGUUUAAUAAUGGAUUACGAUAUUUCAGAACAAUUUUUUUUUUAAUAAACUAAAAUCACCUCAGUCCAGUCUUGAAAUGACAAAUAAGAGAAUGCACUUUUAAUAAUAAUGACAGAUGGUGAUGAUUGAUUCCCUUUUGUUCCAUGCUAAUACCGUGAGUUUAAUCUGCCCUGAAGAUAACUCCAGCGGACUAGAAAGAAGUUUUUCCCCUCAUAACUUUGGUAGAGGGGCUGUGUCUGGCAAUGAGUCUUUAAGUUUGUUUCCUGUUUGGAAGCAUUAUAGAUAUACAGUCUGACCACACAGAAGACCUAGACAUACACCAGCUGACUCUGUGCAGUUCCUAACAGACUGGCACCUUGCUGGAGUCGUAGGCUGCUUUAGGAUAAAAAAUGGUUUGAUUCAUGUGCGGAUGUCUUUAUAUACCCGCACAUAUACUGUAUGUUUAGCACAUUUAGUAAAAUUUGUGAAUGAACAGUUCAACAGUAAAACCCAGGGUCAGUUCUUGUUUGGCCAUAUGAUGCAUGUACAGGAAUCACUUCUUCUGAAACCCCCCAUCCAGAGGCCUCACUAAAAUAACUGGGCAUCUUGUGUGUGUGAUGUCAUAAAGGAUGGGCCAGGGAGAGAUGAAUAGCAUUUUUGAUGUCACAGUAGUGAGACCCUGCCCGUUGCUACAGUAACCCCCAUUGUUCCACUCGGAACCCCUGAGGCCUGGUCCUGCUGGCAUGUCUGCAUUUGUGGAACAGGAAUGCAUUUUUAACUCGUUUAUGACUUAUAAGCCAUACACUGUAAUGACUACUGUGAAAACCUAUGCUCUCUCACCUCACCAGCCAUGAUAUGACCAUGCAAGUCUUGUUUGCAUUUCUCAUUAUGUUGUGUCAGGAUUUUCUCCGAACUGAGUUUAACUUAUUUCGUAGAUGUUGGGUGGGGGUGGGGUUUGCAUUAUCAUCAUCUAGCGCACAAGGCAGAGCAUCUCCUUUGUAAAGGCCGGAUAUGCUCUGAUCUUUUUCCAUGACUGCAGAUGUUUGAAAAUGGGUGUUUUCUCUUUGAGCUGAGCUCUGACCGUUGAGCUAUGCCUGCAUGGAUAGUGUGUACCGCAGUCUGGGGUUGAUGUUGGCUUGUGGGAUAAUGCUGAAGGUGGAGCAUGUGGCACACCCUGCCUCCAUGUUGAGGAACAGUUUUUCACUGUGCACAAAGAUCUUACCUCACAGGAAAUACGGAGCACACACACCUUGCACAGUGGUAUUGGUGUAUGGAAUUGUCGCACAGUUGGUUUCAGUCGGGUGGUUUGGCUGCGGGCAGGGCU